Molecule: messenger RNA, 520 nt
Organism: Amphimedon queenslandica
Lineage: Eukaryota; Metazoa; Porifera; Demospongiae; Haplosclerida; Niphatidae
Product: long-chain fatty acid transport protein 4-like
Exons: 3
Coding region: 20-520 (166 amino acids)
Biological process (GO): long-chain fatty acid metabolic process; long-chain fatty acid import into cell
Cellular component (GO): plasma membrane; endoplasmic reticulum membrane
Molecular function (GO): long-chain fatty acid transmembrane transporter activity; long-chain fatty acid-CoA ligase activity
Source: RefSeq, a predicted model, not a curated record
CUACGCAGCGAUUGUCAUCAUGGGUGCAUUAAGAGCUUUGUUGUUAUCAGUGUCUGCUGGUGUCGGGGUCUACCUGAUGCUCAGUUUCCCUGGUUGGUUGGCUGGGGCACUGGGUCUACUGGGAUUCCUUGUACUAGGAGGAUGGCCCAUCACUAGCAUUGCUAUCAAAACCUUCCCCAGGGACCUCCGUGCUUUAGUGAAAUUGUACUUUACGAAAAGGACCAUUAGGGGUUGGAGUGGUAAGAGAGUCUCCGAUGUGUUUCAAUCAGUUGCUUCUUCUCAGCCUGAGAGUACAGCCAUCUUAUUUGAGGAACAGAAAUGGACUUACCGUGAUCUUGAUAACUAUUCUAAUCAAGUUGCUAAUCUCUUUCAAGAUGCUGGAGUCAAGCCCAAUGAAACAGUUGUUAUGGUAAUGCAGAACUCUCCUCAGUUUAUUGGUGUGUCACUGGGUCUUAGUAAGAUUGGGGCUACUGGUUCUUUCAUUAAUUUCAAUCUCCGUGGUAACGCUCUAGACCAUUAG